This is a messenger RNA of Cuscuta campestris, 2423 nucleotides long. The record is from the annotation of a GenBank genome assembly. Lineage: Eukaryota; Viridiplantae; Streptophyta; Magnoliopsida; Solanales; Convolvulaceae.
AGAAACAGAAAAAAAUGAAGAACCAGGCCAGGGAUGGUGGGUAGUCAAACUCGCGAGUUGACUCGUACGAGUCUACGAUUUUGAGGAUCGGCGGUAGCUUACCGAUCUGAGACGGCUGCAGAAUCGCGAAAUCCAUGGAAUCGUUCGGAUCGACGAUUCGGCUCGUGGAAACACAGGAUCGGGUACAAUCGCCGAGUCUGAGAAGUCCAAAUAGCGUCUCUUCAAAAUCUCCUUCCAAUCGCUUCUGGAACUACAAUUGGAAAGUCGCGUCUGUUGCGACUCCCAAUUUGGAUUGAAAAGCAGCGUAAAUACUAAAUAGAUUCCCAAUUUGAAUAGGAAAGCAGCAUAUCAGACGUAUGACGUAUCUUCUUCUAUUUAUUUGGGAAUCGAGACUUCUCUGCGUAUCAGCCUUCCUUCUUUUUUUUCUCCAGCGACAUUUUUUUUCUCCUGCGAAUCAUCUGUGUCUGUCGCCGGCUUCUUCUUUCUGCCUCUACUCUCUUACAAUGUCAAUCCCUACUUCAGCCACUCCAUUUAGUAGACCAAUUGCAAAAAAUGCUCCUAGGCAGAAAACAAAUGUUGCUUGGGAACAUUGCAAAGCAAUUGAUUCUAGCAAUAGAAAGAUACAAUGUAAUUAUUGUAGCAAAGUCAUAACCGGGGGGGUGUUCCGUAUGAAGCAUCACUUAGCAGGGACACAAAAGGAUGUGGGUGCUUGCAAAAGUGUUUCUGAUAAGUUGAGGCAAGAAAUGUGGGACAUUGUAGUUACCUCUAAAGAGAAAAGGCGAAAAGAGGAUGAAGACGAUGAUGAUGAUUGUGAAAAUGUUGGUUUCAAAAGAAAAAUCAACGACGAGGUUGGUGAUGGAUCGAAUACUUUUUCCAAAAAAAGGGCGACCAAUCAAAGCACCAUUAAUAGCAUGUACAAGAAGAGUUUGAGAGAAGAUGCAUGUCUAGCAAUUUCGAGAUAUUACUUCAACAAUGCCAUAGCAUUCAACACGGCAAGAAGUGAAGAGUUUCGUAUCAUGUGUGAUUUGAUUGCAAAACAUGGACCCGGAUUCAAGCCACCGUCAUAUCAUGAGAUCAGAGUAAAGUAUUUAAAACAAGAAGUGGAGUCGACAGAACGCAUUGUCAAUGAACAUAGGAGCGAAUGGAAGAAGACAGGGUGCACGAUAAUGAGUGAUGAGGACUUCGAAAACAAAAUCCCAAUCCAUGGAGUGACAAUUCCUAAUGGUCGCAAAAUCACUACUUAUAUUUACUCUAGACCUUCUCUGAUUCCUCUAUUACACCACUUCACAGAUGGGAAAGAUUUGGUGAGACCGGGAAUGACCCGAUUUGCUACUGCUUAUCUAACUUUGGGGUGUCUUUAUGAAAACAAAGGUGGUUUAAUUAGAAUGUUUACCUCAGAAGAGUGGAAGACAAACAAACACUCAAAAAUAAAGGAUGGAAAAGUUGUGGAGGAGAUUGUGUUGGAUAAGGACUUUUGGAAAAGCAUAGUGAUAUGCUUAAAGGGUGCAUUACCUCUCAUUGAGGUGCUUCGUUUGGUUGAUUCUGAUGAGCAUCCUGCCAUGGGAUUUCUUUACGAGGCAAUGGACCGAGCAAAAGAAAAGAUACAAGCAGCUUUCCAAAAUGUCAAGAAAAGUUAUAGGCCUUUGUGGAGUGUCAUUGAUCUCAGAUGGAAUAAACAACUUCAUAGGCCCUUGCAUGCCGCAGGCUAUUAUCUUAACCCUCGCAUGCACUAUAGCCCCGGUUUUAAAGUUGAUUAUGAAGUUAAACAAGGCGUAUAUGAUUGUUUACGACGCAUGGUGGCUGAUAUCGAAGAACAAGCAAGGAUUGAUGUUCAACUACAGGACUUUAAGAAGCGUCAAAAGUUAUUUGGUUCUCCAUUAGCUCAGAAGACAUUUGAUAAGCUAAGUCCAGCAGAUUGGUGGGACUCAUAUGGAGAUGAACAUCCAGACCUUCAAAAACUUGCGAUUCGAGUAUUGAGCUUGACAUGCAGUUCAUCAGGAUGCGAGCGUAAUUGGAGUGCAUUUGAGAUGGUCCAUACAAAGAGAAGAAAUCGUAUGAAGCAGAAAACAAUGAACGAUGUUGUUUUUGUCAUGACUAAUUCAAAAUUGGCAAAAAAGAAGAAAGCCAGGAGAUCAAAUCCGCUCAAACUAGAAUAUCUUUCGUCAGAUGAUGAGUGGAUUAUGGAAGAUGUUGGUGAAGACCCAAAAGGUGAUGAAGUUGCUGCUGGCAAUAACUCCACAGAUGUUCCAACACAAAAUGGAGAAGAAGAGGCUGCUGCAAAUGUUCAACCUGAACAUGAAGAGGAGUUGGAUGUCACCAAUUUGGAUGAGGGAGAUGAAGAUGAAGAUCAAGAACUUGAGGAUUAUGAUUUUAGCAUUGAUAAUUAUGUUUUAGAUGUUUAAGAAUAAAGUUUUAAGUCAUUU